Polychytrium aggregatum is the source of this 909-nucleotide messenger RNA. RefSeq names its product Zinc/iron permease. Gene Ontology annotation, cellular component: plasma membrane. The annotation marks the transcript as partial. The transcript has 6 exons. Gene Ontology annotation, molecular function: zinc ion transmembrane transporter activity. Lineage: Eukaryota; Fungi; Chytridiomycota; Chytridiomycetes; Polychytriales. The record is from RefSeq and is a predicted model, not a curated record. Gene Ontology annotation, biological process: zinc ion transmembrane transport.
AACCUCCAUGUCGCUGCGGUGUUCAUCAUCAUGGGCGUCUCGUUUCUGGGCACCAUUAUUCCUAUCUUUGGCCAGCGAUUUUCAUUCCUCCGGGUUGGUACACUUUGCAUCAAGCUCUUUGGCUCUGGAGUCAUCUUGGCAACGGCCUUUGUCCAUAUGAUUGCCCCCGCCGUUCAAACUCUGACCAACCCAUGCCUGCCAGAUAUCUUUGCGAACGUCUAUCCGUCUUUUGCGGGAGCCUUUGCCCUCCUGGGUCUGCUCUCGACACACUUUCUGCAGUUCAUGUCGGCUCGAGAAAUGCACAAGCGCCUUCCCAAGAGCGGCAGGUCCAGCGCCGCAAACACAGUCCCGGUGGCCGUCCAGAUCGACGCCCCCAACUGCGAGGCUCAUAUGGAGGACGAGCACAUCCACGGACUGAUGCUGAUGAAGGAGAAGCGCAUCGCAACCUACAUUCUGGAAAUGGGCGUGGCCUCCCACUCGAUCAUCAUCGGUGUCGCUAUCGGUGUCUCUCGUGGCACCGAGUUUCGCUCGCUCUUGACUGCGCUGACCUUCCAUCAGUUCUUCGAGGGAAUGGCGCUGUCCACUGUGGUGAUCGAUUCCAAGUUCAAGGGCCGCCUCCAGACCUACCUGUUGGUUGGCUUCUAUGCCCUGACAACGCCGUUGGGUGCUGCUAUCGGCAUCGGCAUCAGUGCAUAUUUCAACGGCAAUGGCGUUGGUUUCUUGAUUGCAACAGGCGUCCUCGAUGCGAUUUCCGGUGGAAUUUUGAUCUACGACGCCCUCGUCAACAUCGUCGCCAUCCAUUUUUCCUCGGAGCAGUUCCGGGGAUCCAAAACUGGCCACCAGUUCAUCCAGGUCCUUUGCCUGUGGCUGGGCGCUGCCCUGAUGAGCUUGAUCGGGCUGUGGGCCUGA